GGCAGAGUUGCUAGAAUGAAAGCCCAGAGCCGCGCGAUCUCGGCGAAGAGAGAGAGAGAGAGAGAGAGAUAAUUGGGGAUCUCGGCGAUGAAGCAGCUGAUCCGGCGGCUGGCGAGGGUGGCGGACGGCGGCGAUUACGAGCCUCUUAGGUCAAGCAAAGAGCCAAGGGAGAGGGUGCCGGAAGGGCAUGUGCCAGUCUACGUAGGGAAGGAGAUGGAGAGGUUUGCCGUUAAGGCGGAAUUGCUCGGACGACCGGCGUUCCUUGAGCUCCUGCGGAGAUCGGCGCAGGAGUACGGCUACGAACAGAGCGGCGUGCUCCGGAUCCCCUGUCCGGUGCCGCUGUUCAAGCAUGUGCUUCAGUUGAUGGUCGCCGCCGGUGGUGGAUUCGACGCCGCUGAGGCGAUCGUUCGUUCCUUGCCGGAGGAUCCCUCCGCCGACGACGACGACGACGACGAUGACACCGCCUUGCAAUAACUAGGGUUAGGGUUUCUUUUCUUUUUCUCUUUCUUCUGAUUUUCCGGUUUUGGCCCUCCGGAGUCGCCGUUGUAUAUACCGUCGCCGGCGAGAGAGGGUAGGGGUAGUUAUGGAAUUUUCGUUUGUAGCUGCUAGCCUGCUCCUCCUGAGAGUGGAAAUGUCGAAAGUACCCUUGGUUCUUGGGUUUCUUUUGGCUUUUGUUUUUUUAAAUAGAUGGAAACUGUGGGGUUGUUUUGGGUGCUUAAAUUUACUUGUAUUUAUUUAUUU
This is a messenger RNA of Dioscorea cayenensis subsp. rotundata (Guinea yam), 741 nucleotides long. Its product is annotated as auxin-responsive protein SAUR71-like. NCBI's taxonomy places the organism in Eukaryota, Viridiplantae, Streptophyta, Magnoliopsida, Dioscoreales, Dioscoreaceae. The transcript has a single exon. The coding region runs from base 88 to 474 and encodes 128 amino acids. Gene Ontology annotation, biological process: response to auxin. The record is from RefSeq and is a predicted model, not a curated record.